AUGAACACUUCUCGUCCCUGCAAGAGCUGCAGGAAGAGAACUCUCCUCCCGGAUGAUGUAACAGGCAAUAUGGUCUGUACAUCAUGUGGUGUAGUUCAAGAUUUCGACAAUUUUCAAGCCCAUAUUGGUGGCAUUACCGGCCCUGCUGGCACCUAUGUCCGUGUGGGCACUGCUGGCACUGGCAGUGCUUACAAUUGUAAAGAAAGACUUUCGGGUUCAAAAUCCCAUGAGGUUAAGGUUAUGGUAGAGACAAUUACAACAGGUGAAUAUGGUCAAGGGAAAUGGUUUCCGGUUUUCAUUGGUGCUUGUGCUUAUGUUGUGAUGAGGAUGGAUAAGAAGAUCUUGCCAAUUGAAGAAGUAGUGGAUUUGGUGGGGUGUGAUGUUUAUGAAUUGGGUUGGAUGAUUAACCGAGUUGUGGAUUUUCUUGAUUUGAAGUUGCCGGAAUUUGGAGGAUGUGGUUCAGAGGAUGUUGAAGCAAGGGGUGUUUUUGAUGCAAUGUUUGAUCAAGUGGUUCUUGACCACGGGAAAGAGGCCGUGGCGGUGGUGGCUGCAGUUUUAGUUUUUGUUGGGGAGUUGAAUCAAUUAGAUUUGAAGCUUGAAGAUGUGGCAAAGAAGUUACACUUGUCGAUUAUUACCUGUAGGCGUAGGUACAAGGAACUUCUGGAGAGGCUUGUAAAAGUGGCUCGAGCUUUGCCGUGGGGUGAAGAUGUCACAGUGAAGAAUAUUAUGAAGAAUGCUCCAAAUGUGAUUCAGUACAUGGAAAUGAAGUCGAUGAGCCAAUUUGGUUAG
This is a messenger RNA of Olea europaea var. sylvestris, 789 nucleotides long. RefSeq names its product plant-specific TFIIB-related protein PTF2-like. The record is from RefSeq and is a predicted model, not a curated record. Gene Ontology annotation, molecular function: RNA polymerase III general transcription initiation factor activity; RNA polymerase III type 3 promoter sequence-specific DNA binding. Gene Ontology annotation, cellular component: transcription factor TFIIIB complex; nucleus; transcription preinitiation complex. Gene Ontology annotation, biological process: transcription by RNA polymerase III; DNA-templated transcription initiation; transcription preinitiation complex assembly. NCBI's taxonomy places the organism in Eukaryota, Viridiplantae, Streptophyta, Magnoliopsida, Lamiales, Oleaceae. Bases 1 to 789 code for a protein of 262 amino acids. The transcript has 3 exons.